This is a messenger RNA of Prosopis cineraria, 1111 nucleotides long. Its product is annotated as mediator of RNA polymerase II transcription subunit 11-like. The transcript has 4 exons. Bases 342 to 689 code for a protein of 115 amino acids. Gene Ontology annotation, biological process: regulation of transcription by RNA polymerase II. The record is from RefSeq and is a predicted model, not a curated record. Lineage: Eukaryota; Viridiplantae; Streptophyta; Magnoliopsida; Fabales; Fabaceae. Gene Ontology annotation, molecular function: transcription coregulator activity. Gene Ontology annotation, cellular component: mediator complex.
AAAAAAGAGGUGAGAUCUUGCUCGUGAAAGCAUCUUCGCCGUCAGAAAAUCAUCGACCAAGUUCUCCGUGUCCUUGCUCCAACCUCAAAGUUCAAAAUAAUGAAAUACUUCUCCUAAAGUAGGUUUUUAGUUUGGCAACCUAAAAUGCUUUUUGAUCCAGAAAAAAGAAGUAAAAAACUGAUCCUGGCUUCACUUCAGCCCUGAUUCCCGGAGGAGAGCGUUGCUUAGUGAUAGUUAAUUUGGCGCAGCCAACGCCCGCCGUCGACCAAUUUCAACCUUCGGAGCCUUCAAUCUCUAGCCGAACUGACUUAAAUCAUACAGCUCAAGGAAGUGCACUGAUUAUGGAUUCACAGGGCCAGACAACUUCUUUACAGCGACUUCAAAAUGUGGAGAAGAGAAUUGUCAAGGUUUUGGAGCUUGCAGGAGGUGUCAUGGAUGAGCUUUCGAGCCCUGCUGGUCCUAGGAAAGAAGUUGUCCAAAACCACUGUCUCGAUUUCAUGCAAUUAAUUAAGGACAUCCAAAUGGCAUUACGUGAUGAAAUCAAAAGUGCUUGCGAGUAUCGUCCAUUUGAGAAUUGCGACUAUGGUUCAAGAAUAGGCAGCGAGAUUUGUUUCAAGAAACUUGAAUUUGUAAUGUCCCAGCUGGACGGAAUGAAACAGACAAUGGAUAAAUAUCAUGCAGCAGUCUGAAAACGAUGGGGCUUCAUUACCCCUGACUUGACCCACAAUCCUUCCGAUGAAGACUCACUCGUUAUGUUUUGGAUUGAGAAAAAUGGGACAGGGUGAAAAGAAAAGAAAUGCUUUAUUCAAAUCUACAUCAAAGAAACUGUCUAAAUCAAACAUUUUUUUUCACCUCCCCAUUCUUCCAUUCUCCUCAAUCCAAACAUACCCUUAAAGAUAUUGGGAUUUAAUUAAUUUGAAUUGAAUAUUCAUGAUUUUGUUGCUUGGCUGUGGCUGUGGCUGUGGCACGUCAAGUUGUUACUUUUGGGCGGGGUAUUUCUUUCUUUCUUUUUUUGAUAAAUAAAUGGGUGGGGUAUUUCUUGGCCGUGUUGUAUUUGAAAGCCCAAUUUACUGUGUACGCUAUCAAAUUUUAGCAAACUCUAUUCUUCUUU